Molecule: messenger RNA, 1223 nt
Organism: Neurospora tetraspora
Lineage: Eukaryota; Fungi; Ascomycota; Sordariomycetes; Sordariales; Sordariaceae
Product: Flavinator of succinate dehydrogenase-domain-containing protein
Exons: 2
Coding region: 184-822 (212 amino acids)
Biological process (GO): protein-FAD linkage; mitochondrial electron transport, succinate to ubiquinone; mitochondrial respiratory chain complex II assembly
Cellular component (GO): mitochondrion
Source: RefSeq, a predicted model, not a curated record
AACAAUUCCCAUCACUUCGACAUCCUCAUUUAUAAGCCGGAGCAGGUUAGUUCGCGCAACGGGCACCCUCUCCACAUCCGUCUCUUCCGACGAUCGACAAAACACAGCGCGAUUUAUCCAACCUCCCCCGUCUGUCUCUAUUUCGGCUAUAGUCUGUUCGCAAACAAACAAAUCGUCGCAACAAUGGCUUCCUCUCUUCGCGCCCUCCGGCCCGCGGCCGCCACCUUUGCGCGCGCCGCCGCUGUGCGCCCCGCCUCCGUCGCCAGCAGAUACGUCAUUGCCUUUUCGCGAUCGGCCAGCAACGACAGCACAGACAACCAGCAAAAGAGGGAUCUCGACGUCGGCGAACUGGACGGCGCCACCUUCAAGAUCGAGCCGCUCCGGAGAGUCGGCGAGGACCCGGCCACCAUGCGGGCGCGUCUUCUUUACCAAUCCCGCAAACGCGGCACCCUCGAAUCAGACCUCAUCCUCUCCACCUUCGCCGCCUCCCACCUCGGCUCCAUGACGCCCGAACAACUCAAGCAAUACGAUUUGUUCCUCGACGAAAACGACUGGGACAUUUACUACUGGGCCACCCAAGAACCCCCCUUGCCCGGUCAGGAGAACCAACAUCUCAACCCCGAAAAGGAACAGUUGCCGCCCAACCCGCGCGCGGGCGAGUGGGCGCAGACGAUCGGCACCUUUAAGCCGGCGUACAGACCGGUCCCGGCCAGGUGGAAGGGGAGUGAGAUUUUGGAAUUGUUGAGGGCGCAUGUGAAGGAGAGGGGGAUGGGGAGUAAGGGGGGGAUGGCGUUCAUGCCGAGGUUGGAGGAGUAUAAGUGAAAUGGAGGAGGACUUGGGAAGAGGAGGGGAUAAGAGGUGGGAUAUGGGAAAGGUGGGAGGUAAGAGGUGGGAGGCUUGUGGCCAGUCAUUCAGAUGACAAGCUGAGCUGAGCUGAGCCGACUACAUAUGAGGAUGAGGAUGAGGAGGGAGUGUUGUACGAUAUUGUAUUUCAGUACAAGUUGUGUACCACUAGGAAUAUGGGCCAAAAACGACCAAACGGGUAAACAUUGGAUACAUGGAUAGGGUGAGCAUAUCAAAACGAUUGGGACAUUGGUACAAGGCUUUGGGUGGGCAAGAUAUUCGGUUGCAGGUUUGGGAGAAGUGGGCAAGCCUCGAGGUAACGACCUUUGCUCAGCAGCCUUUCGUUCUCUCUAUCGGUUUAUGAGCUUCGGUAAUUUACC